Molecule: messenger RNA, 1234 nt
Organism: Vicugna pacos (alpaca)
Lineage: Eukaryota; Metazoa; Chordata; Mammalia; Artiodactyla; Camelidae
Gene: CBY1
Product: chibby 1, beta catenin antagonist
Biological process (GO): negative regulation of Wnt signaling pathway
Cellular component (GO): nucleus
Source: RefSeq, a predicted model, not a curated record
UGGGUAACGCGGCCCUGGAUGGCACCUUGCGGUUGGCCGGCGAGUUAGCUUGGAACCCGGCUUCUGGGGCGCAUCAGCAGAAACAAUGCCAGGGCCUUCCGCUGUGUUUUGGAUGAUAUGGUAGCACAGCUUCAAAAUCCCUCAACAUCCUGGUCCCCACUGCUGUCCUGUCCACCACCAAGCCGAAAGCAUUCUGGAGAAAGGAGCAUUGACCUUCCUUUCAUCAGGUCAGAGAUGCCUCUCUUUGGUAAUACAUUCAGUCCAAAGAAGACGCCCCCUCGGAAGUCGGCUUCUCUCUCCAACCUGCAUAAUCUGGAUCGAUCAACCCGGGAGGUGGAGCUGGGUCUUGACUACGGAACCCCCACCAUGAACCUGGCGGGGCAAAGCCUGAAGUUUGAAAACGGCCAGUGGAUAGCAGAAACAGGGAUUAGUGGGGGUGUGGACCGGAGGGAGGCUCAGCGCCUCCGGAGACGGAACCAGCAGUUGGAGGAAGAAAACAAUCUCUUGCGGCUGAAGGUGGACAUCCUGCUGGACAUGCUUUCUGAGACCACUGCCGAAUCCCACUUAAUGGAGAAGGAAUUGGAUGAACUGAGGAGUGUCAGCCGGCGGAGAAAAUGAAGACCCCAAAGACAUCUGUUAGGAGAACGGGGGAAACCCAUUGAUCAGAAGAAGAGGACGUGGCUGAGGGAUUUAUUUUAGUCAAACUAGUAAAUUAGGUCCUGGGAGAGAGUAUCAUAUAAUGGGGCCAAAAGGCACUGCCCACCUUGGGUUGGCAGUAGGAAGGUGACAGCAUUCCAGAGGAAACCAGGAUUCCAGGCCAGUCCAGUGCUUCACGGCACAGGGAGGUCUGGGGUGAUGGGAAGCCUUUGGGUACUCUCCUGGCACUUAACAUACACACGCACGUGGCCCAGGCUCACCCUCAUUGGACAGACUCUGCUGGGAGAAGCAGGAGUUUAUCAUAUCCCCCCUCACAUUGGUGUUUGGGGUGUGUCACCAGUUGUACGGAGCCUGCUGCAAGGGGGUCUCAGAUAAGAGGCUCUCCUGGUUGUCUGCCCUUCAGGCCACUCCCUCCCUCCUGUGAAGAAUACUGUUCCCGGAAUCCACAACCUCCUCUGGCUUCAGCGUCUUAGCAGCAAGCACCAUCCUUCCACAGCAACACUAUAUUUUUGUGCUACUUUCCUGUUUACCCUACUUUUUUAAAUUAAAUGAUAUUAUAUAAUCUCUCUCUGGCCAA